AUGAAAAAGACAGUUCGAUACACAACCAGCGCCCUGUUCGUUGGUCUAUCGAUUGGGAGUUUUUUCUGGGGAAUCGGGUCCGAUUUCCUCGGUCGUCGCAUUGCCUUCAACUCUACCUUGCUUAUUACCAGUGUCUUUGGCAUCAUGUCCGCUUAUGCCCAAAGCUGGGGCAGUGUUUGCUUCUUCUUCAGUGCCCUUGGUUUCGGUGUCGGCGGCAAUCUUCCUGUUGAUGGUGCUCUCUUCCUGGAAUUCCUCCCUGAUGCUUCCAGCGCUUUGCUCACUCUGCUGUCCGUCUGGUGGCCCUUUGGACAACUUGUCUCAUCUCUGAUUGCAUGGUACUUUAUCGGCAACUGGCCAGUUGAGCAGGGUUGGCGAUACUUCAUUGUCACCAUCGGCAUUGUUACUUUCGCCAUGUUUGUUGUCCGAUUCUUCGUCUUUCAUCUCUUCGAGUCACCCAAGUUUCUUCUCAACAAGGGUCGCCAACAUGAGGCAGUGGCUGUCAUUCAUGGUCUGGCAUACCGUAAUGGUACCAAGACUUGGCUUACUUCGGAGCUUCUCGACUUGGUUGCUUGUGAGGAUGGCGAGGAUCUGGCCCAUGUCGCAGAGAAGAAGAUUCCUGCUCCAUCGACUAUGGGUUUUCUCCGGGAGAAGCUCCAGUCAUUCUCCGGAGAGCGUCUGCGACCUCUAUUCCGGAAUAAGACCCUCGGCAUGGCAACUACUUUAAUCUGGUUUUGUUGGGCUACGAUUGGCAUGGGAUAUCCCCUUUUCAAUGCCUUCCUUCCUCAAUACUUUGCUCGUGCACAUAACGAAGCAUCGGAUAACAUGCAGUCCGAAACAGAUACCAUCUCAUCAGACACGUACCGCAACUACGCCAUCGCCUCUGUCAUGGGCGUCCCUGGUUCUCUUCUCGCUGCAUACCUCGUUGAUCACCCGUCCCCCUUCCUCGGUCGUCGAGGAACGCUUGCUAGUUCCACCCUCCUCUCCGCGGUGUUCCUUUUCCUCUUUGUCUUCUACGGCACUACAUCAACUGCCCAACUACUAAUGUCUUGUGUUGAGGCUUUCGCCCAAAAUAUCAUGUACGGUGUUCUGUACGCCUUCACGCCUGAGAUAUUCCCUGCUCCUGUUCGAGGCGCUGGUACCGGCGUGGCCAGCUUCCUGAACCGUAUCACUGGCCUUAUGGCACCCAUCAUUGCCGCUACUGUUCCCGGCGAUGGUGCUACUACACCUAUUAUUAUGUCUGCAGUCCUUAUUUUAUCGGCUUUUAUUGGCAUUUGUCUUAUUCCCAUCGAGACAAGAGGAGCUUCACGACUUUGA
Fusarium verticillioides 7600 is the source of this 1314-nucleotide messenger RNA. RefSeq lists its product as hypothetical. Gene Ontology annotation, biological process: transmembrane transport. The transcript has a single exon. Gene Ontology annotation, molecular function: transmembrane transporter activity. The record is from RefSeq and is a predicted model, not a curated record. The coding region runs from base 1 to 1314 and encodes 437 amino acids. Lineage: Eukaryota; Fungi; Ascomycota; Sordariomycetes; Hypocreales; Nectriaceae.